CACUACGUUCGUCGAUCGUGGACUAUCCAAAAUUGUACGAACAGCCGAAGGAAAAGACGAUUUUCCAUGGCCAAACUCUCUAGUAUCGUUUGACUGAAAAGUAUGGAGGAAACGACUGAGCUUCUGAAAUGUCUUAAAGAAAAAAUUCACAAUGGCAAAGCCACGAUAGAUCGACUGAAACUCGUGGGGAAGAUCGAUGGAGUUGAAAAACUCAUACGAAAGUUUCAACAAGAGAUUAGAUUUUUAGAAAAGGUACAAACUACAGGGAAUGUAAAAAAGGAACAUCUGCAAAGCACAAAUCUAAUUCAUUUAAAUGCCAUUGCGGCACGACUGUUCUGUGCCAGCGAACCCACCAAUGUUAUGAAACCAUUUAAACAUAAAAAAUCACGGUUAGAAGUUGAUAUUGUAUGCAACGGUGGGGCAUCUUGGGUGAAAGUUAUUGCCAGAAAUGCCAAAGCGCUUACCUUAAUUUCAAUGGGAAAUGGAGAAUACGGGCAAAAAUCUGUGCUAGAUCAAGCAAUGUAUUUCUUGCAAUGUGCCAAAUAUUAUCCACAUCUUUAUAGACCACCGGAUGUAGUGUUUCAUUUUGCUUAUGGCAUAGAAGUACCAUUAGCCACACGCAUGGAACACAUGGGAGUAAUUGUUGAAGGCGACAGAAUACAGUGUGAAGAUGAAAAGGCCAUAGAUACACAUGAAGUAGAUGACAAAUUCUCUACAUGGAUGUGUACAUUAGGGUCUCUAAACGGGUCUUCGGAUGGAUGUAAUAAGGUUAACAAUUCGGAUUUGGAAACCUUAAAUACCUCCCCUUUUGCAACUGAAAUAAACAUUCUUAAUUUGGAUGUGUCCACCCUGUUGGCUUAUGUUACAAACAUGACCAAUGGGUAUGAUCAUUUUAUUUAUAGAGAACCGUUGCUUACUCAGCAAGCAGAAAUGGAGAGAAAAUGUCCAGCAAAACCAAUUCUAGAGAAACUGUUCGAGGAUAAAGAACUCAUUGUAUGCCAAACUGCUUAUGAAAAUUUUAUGAACAUCAUUGAUGUUAUCGGUGGUCCCAAAGAGACUCUUCGAGCAAAAGAAUUAAUGAAUAGGGUUCGGAUAGUCCAUGACCUACCUACAGGCAGAAUUAUGGAGAGGCUAAGCUUGGGUGGUAAAAUUAAAGACAGAUCUAGACUAGUUUUUGCAACUGGUGAAAAUAUGAAAAGUAUUACUGUGUCUGCAAAUGAAGGAUUUGUGAGGGCAGCACGCAUGCAGGGCAUUGAGUGUACAGUUUUUCUGCAUGAGCCUAGGUCUCUGUCUGAGAUAAAAGAGGGUAAUGCAACAAAAAUAAGUUCAUCUUGA
Molecule: messenger RNA, 1335 nt
Organism: Dufourea novaeangliae
Lineage: Eukaryota; Metazoa; Arthropoda; Insecta; Hymenoptera; Halictidae
Product: UPF0415 protein C7orf25 homolog
Exons: 4
Coding region: 103-1335 (410 amino acids)
Source: RefSeq, a predicted model, not a curated record